CUUCACCAACAAACCCCUGACCCUUCAAAGCAAAGCAAUCGAAUCUCACCCUUCUCUCACAUAAUUACCAGGUAUUAACCGUCAACAGUGAAGCCGAAAUCGAAGAAAGAGAAAAUGGCCUCAAUCGACACCUCCCUACUUCCCCAACCAACAGGCGCCGCAGCAGAGCUGGCGGCCCGCCACGCCGCCCCGCGGCCGCUCAAGCUCUACGGCGGCUGGUUCUGCCCCUUCGUGCAGCGCGCCUGGAUCGUGCUCGUCGAGAAGAAGAUCCCGCACCAGUACGUCGAAGUGAACCCUUACAAGAAGGAAGGCGAGCUGCUCGCGCUCAACCCGCGGGGCUUGGUGCCCACGCUGAGUGUGGCUCAUGCGGACGGCGGGGAGAAGCGCGCGCUGUACGAGAGCACCGUCAUCUGCGAGUACCUGGACGAGGCGUUCGCGGAUGAGGACCCGUACGGGCCGAGGCUGCUGCCCUCUGAGCGUCGUGAAGACGUGUUUGAGCGGGCGCGGUGCCGGCUGUGGAUCAACCACAUCGUGACCAAGAUCGUGCCGGUGUUCUAUCGGCUCCUGCAGCACACGCCUGAGAAGGAGUAUCCGAUUGAGGAGGCGCGUGCCGACUUUCUCAAGGGCCUGAGGGACUUUGCGCAGGAGAUGCUCGACUCGGCUGGGGAGACAUUGGGGGCUGCUGACGGGCCCUGGUUUCUGGGGUCCCGGUUCAGCAUGGUGGAUGUGAUGCUUGCUCCCUGGGCUAAGAGGCUGUUUUUGAUUGAUCAUUACAAGCCUGGUGGGGUGGGCAUUCCGAAAAAGGGAGAGAGGGGAGAGAAUGAGGAAGUGUGGGCGCGAUGGGAGCGUUGGUUUGAGGCAGUCGUGAAUAGGGAGAGUGUCAAGGCGACGUGGAGUGAUGAUGAGAAAUACAUUGAGGCGUAUAAGCGGUAUGCCGAGGACACGACACAAUCCCAGGUUGGACAGGCCACCAGGCAAGGGAGGAGUUUGCCUUGAGAAAAAGCUUGUAUUGGCUGGUAGCGGCCCUGGCUUGACUGCGUUCAGGUAGAUGCCGAGGAAACAGAGACGUUUCCACCUCUUAAUUAGUCUGAUUUCCUUUGUUGUUUCGAGGUCCUUUUCUCGACUACCACACGGCCGUCUUCGAUGGCAGAUUCAGAGUGUCCCCGUUUCUCAAGUGUGAAGAUAUUUCAAACCACACUCUCGGGAUCGCUCGUCGUUCACCAGCUUCAGCUGCGUAGCAAUACAAAUUGAGACUGGAUGCAUGGAGGUAUACCUGGGCUACGACUCAUGUUAAAGACGACCGUUCCAUUUGCGAGUUGUCUCUAUAUCCAAGCUACCUGGCAUUCUUGACUUCUUCCCCACAAGGACCACAUUCAUCGUCUAGUUAGCUUGGCUAAAACAAGACUUUCAGC
Molecule: messenger RNA, 1412 nt
Organism: Chaetomium strumarium
Lineage: Eukaryota; Fungi; Ascomycota; Sordariomycetes; Sordariales; Chaetomiaceae
Product: glutathione S-transferase
Exons: 1
Coding region: 115-996 (293 amino acids)
Cellular component (GO): cytoplasm
Source: RefSeq, a predicted model, not a curated record